Messenger RNA from Drechmeria coniospora, 1059 nucleotides. RefSeq lists its product as uncharacterized. The record is from RefSeq and is a predicted model, not a curated record. Lineage: Eukaryota; Fungi; Ascomycota; Sordariomycetes; Hypocreales; Ophiocordycipitaceae. The transcript has 2 exons. The coding region runs from base 1 to 1059 and encodes 352 amino acids.
AUGGCCGUCCUUCGCCUCGACGGCGCUAGAAGCUUCCUGCUUGCCCGGCGGAGCUGCACCGGGACGCCAUCUGCUUCUGGGGCCAACCAUUUACUUGAUCCGCCCUCGGCCCUACCAGACAUGCCAUCCUUCUCGGUCCCCACGGCCGGUUGCCGGACGAACCCUCGCCCCUCUCCACGGCGGGCCCAUGCUGCCUCUCUCAGCCGCCAGGGAUCGCUCGCGGAUGUGCUCCCUACGAGUGUUCCCUACCACUACAUGUUCCUUCGUUCGUGCCUCCUGCAGCUCGUGGCCGUCUCCAUCGGGAGAGGGGCGCUCGUCUCCGUCCUGUCUGCUCCUCAAGAUCAGAGGAUCGUCGAGUCGUCUGCAUUAGUGGCCGUCAGGACUGAGAUCGAGCCGCCGCCGUUCCACUCUGACCAACCAGGCACCGUCGAAGCAGGCUCGGAAGCCCUGGUUUGGUCCGACCCGGGCGCCCUCGAACAGGCGCAGCGGUCCAGCGAGCGGCCGAGGGGCAGGGGGUGGGGAGGCGAGCAGAAGACGCGCGAGACGAACAGCAAACGAACGAGAGGGCGAGAGCGAGAGCGAGAGCGAGAGAGCGAGAGCCGUCCCUCGGAGUGGGCUGUAAACGAGGAUCAGGAACGGCGGCCGUCCGGGAAGACCGCCCGUCCGCCGUACAGGCAACUCGUUGGCAGCAGAGCUGUUAUCUGUGGCUUUCCCCAUGUACCAUAUCCUUCCGACCGCACCUUCGAGCCGGAGAUCGACCUCAGCUGCGCCGAGGCCGCUGCACCGUCCCCAUGCGAUGCGCCGUGGUGGAGCGACCUAGCGUCCGGCAGCAGUUUUUUCAUCAACUGGCAAGGAGGCACGCCAGCACAUCAAGAUGGGUCACACUCUUCCAAGAGCGAGUCCUAUCUUCGCUCGCCUUUGCCUCGACGAGUGCUCGCCCGGUUCCCUCCAGACACCCCCCGGCCGCGCGCUAGCAAGCUUCUCUCUGCCGACGCAAUAAAACACAGGUCCUUCGCCGUCGAGCACUCCUCGUCUCCGUUUGCACAAACUGUAAUCUAA